AUGGGCGCCACCCCGCCUGACGGCAACGGCCUGCUGGGCACGUCCCCGCAGUUCGGCAGCGGCGGGCGCGGCCACGGCGCGGGGCUGUUUGGCAGCAGCCCGCGCACAGGGGCGCACAGCAUGGGCACGAGCGCGCCGCUGGGCAAGUUCCAGCACCCGAGCCACUCGCUGCUGGAGGACGGCGGGUUCAAGCAGAUCCGCUACGUCAAGUACUACCGGCGCUGCAUCGAGGACCGCGCGGCAAAGGGCAUCGGCCAGAGCGAGGAGAUGAACACGCUGUUCCGCUUCUGGUCCUACUUCCUGCGCGACCACUUCAACGACCGGAUGUACCAAGACUUUAUGAAGUACGCUGACGAGGACGCGGCCGCCAACUACAUGUACGGCCUGGAGUGCCUCUUCAGGUUCUUCUCGUAUGGCCUGGAGAACAAGUUCAAGCCCGAGCUGUACCGCGACUUCGAGGCGGUGGUGCUGCGCGAGUUCAAGCAGUACAACGGGCUGUACGGCCUAGAGAAGCUCUGGGCGUUCCACCACUACUGCGGACUGCCCGCGGACUGCGACUUGGAGGUGGACCCGGACCUUAAGGCGCUGCUGGAGGGGCCGUACAAGACGCUGGACUGCUUCAGGGACGAGCAGCGGCGGCGGGAGGCUCAGGCGGCGGGUGGCGGCGGCGGCGCAGGGGGGCAUGGGCACGCGGCGCACCAUCAUCACAGUGGACCGCACCCACAGCAGCAGCAGCAGCAGCAGAAGGGGCAGCAGCAGCAGCACAGCCAGGGGCAGGGGCAGCGGCAGCAGCAACAGCAACAGCCAGUGAAUGGCGCGGCCGGGGCGGCUGUCAAGGCCAGCUGA
Monoraphidium neglectum is the source of this 846-nucleotide messenger RNA. Its product is annotated as La-related protein 1. The transcript has 3 exons. Gene Ontology annotation, biological process: mRNA stabilization. NCBI's taxonomy places the organism in Eukaryota, Viridiplantae, Chlorophyta, Chlorophyceae, Sphaeropleales, Selenastraceae. Gene Ontology annotation, molecular function: RNA cap binding. The record is from RefSeq and is a predicted model, not a curated record. Bases 1 to 846 code for a protein of 281 amino acids.